This is a messenger RNA of Dermacentor silvarum, 1437 nucleotides long. RefSeq lists its product as uncharacterized. NCBI's taxonomy places the organism in Eukaryota, Metazoa, Arthropoda, Arachnida, Ixodida, Ixodidae. The record is from RefSeq and is a predicted model, not a curated record.
AUGGACGAGCACCUGGUUGCAGCCCUCCCCAGCAAAUAUAUCUGUACACUGAAAGACAACGAGUCAGUGCGCGAGUAUGAAGGUAUGGAGAAUCCGGACCUGGAUCGGGAGUUCAAGGUCAAGGAAAAACAGGCGGCGCUUAUGGCCAUAAGGCGGAGCACGGCGCCAGGAAACGACAAUGUGACGGUGGGAUUGCUUGCCAAUCUUAAUCGGCAGGCGCUCGAAAAUCUCAAGCAAUACAUCAACGAGUGCUGGAGAAGUGGAAAGCUACCCAGAAUGUGGAAGACGGCUGACAGACUUCAACUUCCCGGCACGGGCUGGAACAAGUUUCAGUUUGCCACUGAACCAGGAGCCGUGUUUUCGGGCCUUUUUGAACUCCAGCAAGCCGAGUUAGAUCACCUGCUCAUGCCUAAAUUGGUGAAGUUUGAGCAGGUUGGUGAUGAAAUGGGAACAGUGCAUUGUUCCGUAUUUCUGAGGGGCAAGCUGCACCUAGAACGUCCUGUUUCAUCGCCAGAUGAGGCGCAGUCAGUGCUGAACAGCACACAUUCACUGGUUUUGUGUGCUGGUUGUGGAAUGAAAAUUAACAAGGUUGGAAAGUUUGUGUGCUUUGCUGGCUCAUACUAUUCUAAUGAGCGCAACCUUACAUGUGAAAACAAGGGCCCUUACAUGCAUUUCAAAUACCUAAGGACGUUGUUAAAAAAUCAGCUGUCACGACAGAAGCGUGGAGUUGCAGUGAAAUGCCUAAGGAAAUAUCCAAGAAAACGUCAUCGUCUGCACGCUGCACAGCUGAAGCUUCUGAACAUGAAGAAGGAGCUGGAGCUGAUGAGGGCUGCUAAUGAACAAAUUGGAGAUGAGGCAUUGAAUGACCGCAUUACCGCGCUACCACAAAAGCAACAGAUGGCUAUUAGGGCAUGCUUCUCUGCAGGAAAAAGAAAAUCAACAUGUGGUAUGCCGUAUGAGAAGGACUGGAUAUUAGAUUGUGUGCUUCUUCGUAUGAGGAGUCCGAAGCUGUAUGAACACCCUCGUAAGCAGAAAAUUCUCUUCCUCCCAAGUCGGACUUGUCUGCAGCGUUACGUACGCAACUUCAAAUGUGGCUUUGGUUUUAAUGACAGCGUCUUCAAAGCACUUGGUGCAAAGACUGAAAACAUGGCUGUAUUCUUAUUUGAUGAACUGAAAUUGUCCGACAGUUCGGUGUCAACACUGCAGGUUGUCAAUGCUCUGUUCGACACUUCGCCAGCAGGCACAAACAACAGUGCUGUCUUUGGCAUACAAGAUAUUGUCGAGGAUAUGCUAGAGGUAGAUGAACGAGACCGCGAAGAAAGUGCUUUCAUCACUCCAGAUGGCCUUCACGAACUCAGAGUAUUUCCAUCCGGCCUCUGUUUGGGGCCAGCAACUUUCCAGCGAAUUAUGGACACCGUUUUCUCUGGUCUGAAGUGA